Mesorhabditis belari is the source of this 2733-nucleotide messenger RNA. Lineage: Eukaryota; Metazoa; Nematoda; Chromadorea; Rhabditida; Rhabditidae. The record is from the annotation of a GenBank genome assembly.
AUGGUAAUCCGACACCAAUCGGUCGAGUCCACCACUUCACGAUUCAGCAUUUUUUCGUUUGGUAUCGAUUUACCGAUAAGUUUAUGUGAUGAUUUAUUUUCAUCAGGCCGAGUGCACAGUGAGACAACGAGUGACGAUCAAUCGCACCCAGCAACGACAUCAUGGGAGCGAUCGGCAUCGGUAAGUGGAGCGAGAAGAACGAGAAAUGGAAGUGUUGUCUCGAUUGAACAAGAUUCGACUCUCCUUGAUGUUGAUGUACAAAGAAAGGCCCGGCUUGUUGAUGCUUUAAAGAAAGAGGUAAAAAACAUUAUGGAAGAAGCGGUCAGCAAAAGGAGUAUCGACUUGAGCUCUAAUUAUGUCAAUGCGCUUUGUGCAGCGGUGGAGGGAUGUCUAUUGGACGGAUUAAAGAAACGGAUGUUGGGAUUAUUGGGUGUGAGGACAACGUUCGCUUUACUUCAACAUACAGCAAAGAGUUUCCCACCAGCACUUGGCGUACUUCAAAAGCUUGCUGAAACCCCUAAAGAUAAUCCAUGGGUUCAAUGGUGUUGGAUUCGAGAAGCUUUACACAUGCGAGUUCUCUCUUCAAUCGUUCAUCAUAUUUCCACAUCUACAAACAUUCAUCGUUUAUAUGAGGCUCACGCUUUGAUGGUUGAUCGUUCAAAAGGUGGAAUGGUGGCCGCAUUAUUAUUGGGCCCUUGUGCCGUUUCUUUCAAGCGGAUGAGCCAUGAGGAGGCGGCUGAGGAAUUGGUGCGCCAGGCAUCGCUUGUACAACGAUCCAAUGGUGUUCGCCCACCACUUUCGAUAACUCGUCAGGGAUCAUCAAUUGUUUCUGUUUCCGAGCGAUCUUCGGUGAGCAAGGACUACAUUUACUCGCUACAUCACAAUUUCAAAUCAAGCCUUCUUUACGGAAAAAACAAUGUUUGUGUUGCCGAUUCACACCAAGAUGAGCCAACAAAGGGCUAUUUAUCAUUGCAUAAACAGACGCACACCGGUCUUCUCAUUCUCAAAUGGACACCAAAUCAAUUGAUGCAUGCUAACUCGCAACCGUGUUCGGCGAAUCGCGAAAACGAGCCACAGCCUUAUCUCUUCAAGCAAGCGAUUUCUAUUGAUAUCUCGCAAAUCAUCUACAUUCAUUUACACCAAAAAGAUGAACGAUCUCCAUCAGUGCUUAUCUUUGUUAAUGCAGAGGGUGUCCAAUCAGCGCCUUUACAAUUUCCAAUGGGUCAACACUCGUUAGUGUUUCUUUCAUCUCUCGAAUCGGGAUUAGCUCCAUGUCAUCGCCUUGAACCACCACUUUGGACAAGUCAUGGAAAAGAAAAAAUACUCCCGAAAAUACGACGAAAAACUUCAUCACAAGGCCCCGCACAAGAUUAUGUUUUUCGAAUCAUUCGCAUAUCUGGAUCCGAUGGACAAGUGGUUGAUACAGAGAAACAGAGUCCACCAAAUAGUCCAAUGCCGACUCAUUGUGUCUCACUUCCGAACUCUCCAAAUGUGAUCACUGGGGAGCAUGUGGAUUCACUCGUAAACUACCAAAUUGGUGAAGCGUGUCAGUCAAUGAAACAACAAAUUCUUGCAAGAGCAUUUUUUGGAUGGCUUUCUUAUGUGCGACAUUUGCGAACAGUUCGCUCACAUUUGAUGUAUCUUGUAGAAAGAAAAGAGUUGCAAGAUCGUGGUAAAGGACCAAUCAAUGAAAGCUUUUGGGAUCAAUGCCGACAAGAAAAAACGAGAGAACUUGAAGACGAGUUUCUUCAAAGGGUUUACUGGAGUGGAAUUGAAGGCGAAUCUCCAAAAGAGCUUCGAAGACGAUGUUGGCCAUAUCUGAUCGGCCUUUUUUCAUGGGAUGAAGAAAUGGAACCAAAAACAACAAAUUUCACAGAGAAAUAUCGACAAGAUGUCGAAAAGUGGAGAUUGUGGGAAGCAGAAGUGCGACGGUUGGAUGAAGAAGCAUUCAAUUCGGCACGAGAACGUCGUGUAUCUGUGCGAGAGGCUUCAAUCACGAGUGAUGUAUUCGAAGAAGAGAAUGACUCGGCAUUUCGUCCACAAUCUUCACAAGAUGAAGAGAGACUCUUUCAUCUUUUUUUGACUAAUCUUCAUCGAAUUGAAAAAGAUGUGGAAAGAUGUGAUCGAAAUUUGAUUUUCUUCCAAAAUAAGGAGAAUUUGGAGAGUUUGAGGCGAAUCAUGUGCACAUAUAUAACAAGAAACCUUGAGGAAGGAUAUGUACAAGGAAUGUGUGACAUUCUUGCUCCACUUCUUGUCGUUUUUGAAGAUGAAGCGCUGACUCUUGAAUGCUUUUCCUUGUUGAUGAUGCGAAUGAGAGAGAAUUUCCCGCAGAGAAAUGGAAUGGACGAGAAUCUCAGCAAUCUUCGAUCAUUGAUUCAAGUUGUCGAUCCGCAAGUUUUUUCGAUUUUUACUUUAUCCUCCGAUUUCACCCAUCUCUAUUUCUCCUAUCGAUGGUUUUUACUCGAUUUUAAGCGAGAGUUAUCUUAUGAGGGAACACAUCGCGUUUGGGAAACGAUUUGGGCGAGUGGCCGAACUGUCAGCCCACAUUUUCAACUUUUCUUUGCUUUGGCUUUGGUGACAAAUUAUCGUGAAGUGAUCAUUGAUAACAAUAUGGAUUUCACUGAUCUCAUCAAAUUCUUUAAUGAAAUGGCGGAAAGACAUGACACACAGAGAAUCCUAGAAGGAGCAAGGAGUCAUCUCACAGCUCUUCAACAACUUGUCCUCAAUCUUCCU